This is a messenger RNA of Armigeres subalbatus, 1789 nucleotides long. RefSeq names its product cyclin-dependent kinase 5 homolog (gene Cdk5). The record is from RefSeq and is a predicted model, not a curated record. Gene Ontology annotation, molecular function: cyclin-dependent protein serine/threonine kinase activity; ATP binding. The transcript has 4 exons. Bases 193 to 1062 code for a protein of 289 amino acids. Lineage: Eukaryota; Metazoa; Arthropoda; Insecta; Diptera; Culicidae. Gene Ontology annotation, cellular component: nucleus; cytoplasm. Gene Ontology annotation, biological process: neuron apoptotic process; protein phosphorylation; synaptic vesicle transport.
GAAACUUUUGUGCCAGGAUGUGAAACACGAUUAUUUUGGUCUUUAAUUGUUUAUGUUUUUCUGUCAAAUCGCUCUAAAAAUUUUGGAAAAAUCGCUUUUUUGUGCAAGUUUUUCCGAUUUUUGUCAGAAAAAAAUAUUUAAAAAGUGGUAAAAAUAGAGGGUUUAACAAGAAUUGCCGGCAAGCUGAGAAAAAUGCAGAAGUACGAAAAAUUGGAGAAAAUUGGCGAAGGAACGUACGGAACAGUUUUUAAAGGUAAGAAUCGAGAUACUUUGGAAAUCGUGGCAUUGAAACGGGUCCGUUUGGAUGAGGAUGACGAAGGAGUACCCAGUUCCGCGCUACGGGAGAUUUGCCUACUGAAGGAGCUCAAGCAUAAAAACAUAGUUCGUCUUUAUGAUGUGCUUCAUUCCGACAAGAAACUAACACUGGUAUUUGAGCAUUGUGACCAAGAUCUAAAGAAGUACUUCGAUAGUUUAAACGGAGAGAUUGAUCCGGAUGUAGUAAAAAGUUUUAUGUAUCAACUGCUGAGAGGUCUAGCCUUUUGUCACAGCCACAACGUUUUGCAUAGAGAUCUGAAACCGCAGAAUUUACUCAUCAACAAAAAUGGAGAGCUAAAACUGGCUGAUUUUGGACUUGCCAGGGCGUUUGGAAUUCCGGUCAAAUGCUACUCUGCCGAAGUGGUGACGCUAUGGUACCGACCUCCGGACGUGCUGUUUGGAGCAAAGUUGUAUACCACUAGCAUUGAUAUGUGGUCGGCUGGUUGCAUCUUCGCUGAAUUAGCUAACGCCGGAAGGCCACUUUUCCCCGGAUCCGAUGUUGACGAUCAGCUGAAACGAAUCUUCAAACUGUUAGGAACUCCAACCGAGGAUACAUGGCCAGGAAUUACACAGCUGUCCGAUUAUAAGCCUUUUCCGCUGUACCCGCCAACAACUUCCUGGAGUCAAGUUGUUCCCCGGUUGAAUUCGAAAGGUCGUGAUUUGCUUCAAAAACUUCUCAUAUGUCGUCCCACGCUGCGGCUCAGUGCUGAGCAAGCAAUGGCCCAUCCGUACUUUACGGAAAACUGAAAACGAUUAUAGCAGCUGAAAUCGUUUCUCACGAGCAAUAGCAGCACCCAAAGGAUAACCAAUCGGAGUGGAGAAUCAACGACCGCGGCCAUCGCAUUCAGUUCCAGGCCAAAUGCUACAGCAAUGGAUACAAUUCUUGAGUAAAAUUAUUCAGUGAGUUCCAGGCGUUUGCCAAUCAUGUUUCAAUAGAUUAAAGUAGACGGCUUUACUUGCAACGUCCCAAAAGGCUGUAUAAUUUGUAAGUACUUUUGCUCGUUAAGAGAGAGAUUAUGUUUUUUAGAACAGAUUGUGAUUUUAUAUUUUCAAAUAAGCGUUUAUUUCUUCUCAUUCAUUUUGCCUUUUUCAACAGCUUAAAUUGAACGUUUUAUAAAUAUCAAUUGCAUGUAGACAUCAAUUGGAAACCAUUUCUCGAAAGUAGCUGAUGUUUUUGAAACAUCAGGUUGUCAAUAAAACAUUUCGCUGAUAGAGCGGAAGUAAACGUUUGUAUCGAAUGUGUGCGUGUGAACUAUCCAAUAAGCGAUAACAUGAUUAGGUUUAUACUCGAUAGUCAUUCCCAGACCACAAUGUCAGCCUAUUCAAAGCGUGCAUAUAAACCGUACAACUUUGAAGAACAUUUGAGCAUUACGCCAAAUAUCUAUAGUGCUACGAUUUCUGAAGUACGAUAAAAUUUAUUAUUUUUUCAAAUGUAUGUAGAGUAGCAAUAAACUGUAAUCUUCUGGCAUUCAAA